AAGACGAUACUAUCGAUAAUUUUUGUACUUUAAGCAUGUGAUUAACAUAUGUUUGAUUUAAAUGCCACACUUUCUAUUUCGGUAAAACUUAUCGAUAAAAAUCAUGUCAGAAGAAUGGAAAACGCUUUCUUUAACAUUGGUAGUCUAUCCAAAAGGUGAUUUAUAUGGAAAUUUUCUAGCCUUUGUAUCAUUACUUCCAUUCGCCAUAAUCAUUGCUUUUUUUACAUUGACAGUUUUUGUUCGCGAUAUUCAUGUGAUUUUAUUCUUCAUUGGACAGCUAAUCAAUGAAGCAAUCAAUUAUUUACUCAAGAAUCAUGCACAAGCUGGUCGACCUGAAAAUAAAUUUCGUGAUCAUUUAACUUCAUCUGGAUCAUCGUCAUAUGGAUGGCCAUCAAGUCAUUGUCAAUUUAUGGCAUUCUUUGUUGUUUAUUCAUCAUUUUGUGUUUGUUUUCGUCUUAGCCGAUUGAAACCAUAUUGGUUCUGUUUUAUGCUCAUUUGUCUUGAUCUGAUUAGCUUUGCAUUUGUAUUUCAUUCCAGAACAUAUUUGUUAUAUCAUUAUGUGCAUCAAUGCAUUCAUGGUGCAAUCAUUGGAACAAUUUUUGCAAUUGUGUGGUAUACUUUAAUGAUUUUCAUUUUUGAACCAAUCAUCCAUCGUUAUUUGAUGGCUAGCUCAAUCAAUCAAUUUCUUGGAUUAUGUUCAAUUUAUUUGCCUUUGGAUGGCCAACAAAAACAUCAUAAAAAUAGAUAAAUUAUUCAAUUUACACUAAAAAGGGAGCACAAUAAUAACCCAUGAAUAACUGAAUUAUUCCAAACUUGUUUUUGUAUACAAAAAAAAAAAUUUUUUCCAUAAAUAUCAAGAGAUUUUUUAAAAAUAAAAUUCAUUCGUAAAAA
This is a messenger RNA of Dermatophagoides pteronyssinus (European house dust mite), 891 nucleotides long. RefSeq names its product dolichyldiphosphatase 1-like. Gene Ontology annotation, molecular function: dolichyldiphosphatase activity. Gene Ontology annotation, cellular component: intracellular membrane-bounded organelle; endoplasmic reticulum membrane. The record is from RefSeq and is a predicted model, not a curated record. NCBI's taxonomy places the organism in Eukaryota, Metazoa, Arthropoda, Arachnida, Sarcoptiformes, Pyroglyphidae. Gene Ontology annotation, biological process: lipid biosynthetic process; protein N-linked glycosylation.